This is a messenger RNA of Penicillium malachiteum, 1197 nucleotides long. Its product is annotated as GPI-anchored transamidase. The record is from RefSeq and is a predicted model, not a curated record. Gene Ontology annotation, cellular component: GPI-anchor transamidase complex. Gene Ontology annotation, biological process: protein localization to cell surface; attachment of GPI anchor to protein; proteolysis. The transcript has a single exon. Gene Ontology annotation, molecular function: GPI-anchor transamidase activity. NCBI's taxonomy places the organism in Eukaryota, Fungi, Ascomycota, Eurotiomycetes, Eurotiales, Aspergillaceae. The coding region runs from base 1 to 1197 and encodes 398 amino acids.
AUGACACUACUUUUCCGUUCCCUUCAGCUCCUGUCUCUGCUCCUGCUGGCCAGCGCAGUCACCGCCGAGCACACCUCCAACUGGGCAGUCCUCGUGUCCACCUCGAGAUUCUGGUUCAAUUACCGUCAUCUCGCCAAUGUCUUAUCCCUCUACCGCACCGUGAAGCGGCUCGGCAUUCCAGACUCACAGAUCAUCCUCAUGCUCCCCGAUGACAUGGCCUGCAAUCCCCGGAACGCUUUCCCCGGAACCGUCUACAGUAAUGCAGACCGCGCUGUUGAUCUGUACGGCGACAACAUCGAAGUGGACUACAGGGGCUACGAAGUGACAGUGGAGAACUUCAUCCGCCUUCUUACCGAUCGCCUCGACGAAGAUGUCCCUCGAAGCAAGAGACUGGGCUCUGAUGCCGGCAGCAACGUUUUGGUCUACAUGACCGGCCACGGCGGCGAUCAGUUCUUGAAAUUUCAAGAUGCGGAGGAGAUUGGCGCUUGGGAUUUGGCCGACGCAUUCAACCAGAUGUGGGAGAAGAAGCGCUACCAUGAAUUACUUUUCAUGAUCGAUACUUGCCAAGCAAAUACGAUGUACACUCAUUUUUACUCGCCCAACAUUGUUGCUACAGGAUCCAGUGAGCUCGAUCAGUCCUCUUACUCCCACCAUGCGGAUAACGAUGUCGGAGUUGCGGUCAUUGAUCGCUGGACCUACUAUGUGCUGGAAUUCCUCGAGACUCAAGUGACAAGCGCCAAUUCGAAGUUGACACUGGGCGAUCUGUUUGAUUCGUAUGAUGAAUCUAAGAUUCAUUCCCAACCUGGCGUACGAUGGGACCUGUUCCCCGGUGGUGAGCAAGAAGGUCGACUCCGAACCGUUGUAGAUUUCUUUGGCAACGUGCAGAACGUCGAGGUUGAGAAUGCCAAUGCCACAGAGCCCGGUUCUCUUAAGGAAGACCUGGCUGAGAUCGCACGACUAGUAGAGAAGUGGCAAAGACGUGACGAGGAAUAUUCCACCAUCUUCAAUAGCUCGGCUUCGCAAGCACCUAAAAACCCACAGUCAUCCUCGGUGCAUCUGGCCCCGAAGAAGACCGUCGGCCCAACCCGAAUGACUGAUGAGAGCAGCUGGGCCAAACGCCUGGUCGGGAUAUCUGUUGUGGGAGCUUGCACAGCUAUUUGGGUAGCCGGCUCGUAUCUGGGUCGCUCAGUGGCUUAA